This is a messenger RNA of Macaca mulatta (Rhesus monkey), 6529 nucleotides long. Lineage: Eukaryota; Metazoa; Chordata; Mammalia; Primates; Cercopithecidae. The record is from RefSeq and is a predicted model, not a curated record.
GCUUGGCGGUGAUCGUUUGGCUUGGCGGUGGUCGCUUGGCGUGGCAGUGAUCGCUUGGCUUGGCAUUUCUGGCUUGGCGGUGCUCCUUUCACAGAUUGGAAACCGCGAGCUUUCCUGCUGGGAGGUUGUGGCCAAGGCAGUAGCUCGCUACUGAUGGCCUCCAGGGGUGGAGAAAAGCGGGGAGGGUCUGAGGGGUCUCCGAAACCGACAGUCUCCGCCAUGAGGAAGACCCCUAGCGUCGGGAGCGUCCGGAGCCAGGAGGACCAGUUGUCCUUAAGCUACCAGGGGGACCGGUGGUCCUCAGACUCCAGCUGGUUAAGCGACAGCGCGGGCAGCGACAGCGCGGGCAGUGACAGCGCAGGCAGCGACAGCGCGGGCAGCGACAGCGAGCACGUUGAGGGCGCCUUAGACCAGCCUCAGCACGACGUCUGCCUGGAAGAUCCCUGCGAGCCCCACAGAGCUGCCCGGUCGGGCGACGUCCCUGGGGUGGAGCGCGUCCUGGCUCCUGGAGACCCUGGCGUGAACAAGAGGGAUAGGAAGGAGAGCCUUUGGCACCUAAUUCCUGAAUGUAAGAUGGAACAGUCACCUGAAAGUCUUCCUCAGAAUAACAAUCCAGAUUGGCAUCCUACUAAUUUGACCGUUAGUGAUAAGACUUGUCAGAAAUCCAAGAUUCUGAGCGUUGAUGAUCAGUGUCCAUCUGUAUCACCAUCAAUGCCUGAAAAUCAGUCAGCAGCCAAAGAAUUGGGACAGAUGAACUUAACAGAACAAGAAAAGAUGAACGUCUUGGGGAAUGGUAGUCUCCAUGACCUGUGCCAAUCACAGCUACCAGAAAACAAAGAGAGCAAAGAAGCAGAACAAGACUUGGAGCUGACAUCAGAGGAAGAGCAAGAAAGACUUAAAGGACAUGAAAAUAAGCAGCCACAGAAAAUGUCUCAAGAACCGGAAAUGGCUAAGGAUUGUGAUAGAGAGGAUAUACCUGUAUAUUCAAUACUUCCUCAUGCGCAAAAGUCUGAGGAAAUGUGGAUCGAACAAGGUAAAUUAGAGUGGAAAAACAAAUUAAAACUUGUCACAAAUGAGUUAAAGCAGAGGUUUGGUGAAAUUCGUGAAACAUACAAAAUUCCGGUUUGUCCUGAGGAAGAGCCACUACUUGAUAACUCUAUGAGAAAAACAAAUGUAAAAGACAUUCCCUUUAAUUUGACAAAUAAUAUACCUGGUUGUGUGGAAGAAGAUGCAUCUGAAGUGUCUGUCUCAGUGGUAUUCGAGACAUUUCCUGAACAAAAUGAACCCAGUCUCAAAAGUAUCAUCCAUCCAUACUUUCAUCCAUACUCUGGGUCCCUGCAACAUGCUUGCCAGUCAUCUUCUAAGCUUCAUUUACAUGAAAAGAAAUUAGACUGUGACAGUGAUAACAAACCAGGCGUUGAACAUAUUUUUAGUAUGGAUGAAAACUUUAGUAAUGAUGCAGGCACUAAGAAAGCAAGGAACCCAGAAGAGGUUACAGUUGAAAUGAAAGAAGACCAAGAGUUUGAUUUGCAAAUGACAAAAAACAUGAACCAAAAUAGUGACAGUUGCAGUACAAAUAACUAUAAAAGUCUGAAACCUAAAUUAGAAAAUCUGAGUUCUUUACCACCAGAUUCUUACAGAACAUCAGAAGUAUAUCUACAUGAAGAAUUACAGCAAGACAUGCAAAAGCCUAAGACUGAGGUUGACAGGGUGGAAGAAAUGUUCCUGGCUUUGAAGAAAGAAAACGUUCAGCUUCAGAAAGAGAAAUCCCAGAGACAUAGCGAGUCAGAGCCUUCCUUACAAUCAGAGGAUGCAGAGGAUGCAGAUGAGCUUUUAAGGGUCCUGAGCACAGAUCUUGAAUUUCUUGAUUUGGAUCAAAUCAGUCCUGAGGAACAGCAGAUUAGUUCCCCUGCAAGGCAGCCCUCGGGAGAACUUCAGGAGAUAACCCACCAGAUGCCCCAAGAUGAACUGGGACGAGAAAGAAGGGACUUGGAGCCAGAAAGCAGAGAGGAGGGACAAGAAAGGAGAGUAUGUGACAUCCAGUCCAAAGCAGGGAUCUCCCGGCAGUCAUUGAUGUCCAGCACCACAGAGGACAUUCUGUUUCAAAAGGAUGAAAGUGCCUGGGUGUAUCCCUUGAAAAAAACCCAAAGAGAUAGCAAGUCAAAGCCUUCCUUGCAAUCAGAGGAUGCAGAGGAUGCAGAUGAGCUUUUAAGAGUCCUGAGCACAGACCUUGAAUUUCUUGAUUUGGAUCAAAUCAGUCCUGAAGAUCAACAGAUUAGUUCCCCUGCAAGGCAGCCCUUGAAAGAACUUGAGGAGAAAACUGACCAGAUGCCCCAAGAUGAACUGGGACGAGAAAGAAGGGACUUGGAGCCAGAAAGCAGAGAGGAGGGACAAGAAAGGAGAGUAUGUGACAUCCAGUCCAAAGCAGGGAUCUCCCGGCCAUCACUGAUGUCCAGCACCACAGACGACACCCUGUUUCAAAAGGAUGAAAGUGCCUGGGUGUAUCCUUUGAAAUCCCAGAGACAUAGCGAGUCAGAGCCUUCCUUACAAUCAGAGGAUGCAGAGGAUGCAGAUGAGCUUUUAAGGGUCCUGAGCACAGAUCUUGAAUUUCUUGAUUUGGAUCAAAUCAGUCCUGAGGAACAACAGAUUAGUUCCCCUGCAAGGCAGCCCUCGGGAGAACUUCAGGAGAUAACCCACCAGAUGCCCCAAGAUGAACUGGGACGAGAAAGAAGGGACUUGGAGCCAGAAAACAGAGAGGAGGGACAAGAAAGGAGAGUAUGUGACAUCCAGUCCAAAGCAGGGAUCUCCCGGCCAUCACUGAUGUCCAGCACCACAGACGACACCCUGUUUCAAAAGGAUGAAAGUGCCUGGAUGUAUCCCUUGAAAUCCCAGAGACAUAGCGAGUCAGAGCCUUCCUUACAAUCAGAGGAUGCAGAGGAUGCAGAUGAGCUUUUAAGGGUCCUGAGCACAGAUCUUGAAUUUCUUGAUUUGGAUCAAAUCAGUCCUGAGGAACAACAGAUUAGUUCCCCUGCAAGGCAGCCCUCGGGAGAACUUCAGGAGAUAACCCACCAGAUGCCCCAAGAUGAACUGGGACGAGAAAGAAGGGACUUGGAGCCAGAAAGCAGAGAGGAGGGACAAGAAAGGAGAGUAUGUGACAUCCAGUCCAAAGCAGGGAUCUCCCGGCCAUCACUGAUGUCCAGCACCACAGACGACACCCUGUUUCAAAAGGAUGAAAGUGCCUGGAUGUAUCCCUUGGUUGAAGAAGAAGUGGAAAAGCAGAGAAGUAAUAGCACAGAAUUAUCAGGAAACCCAGCUCAUGGUGCUGCUGCUGGCAAUAAUGAUGAUGGACUAAAUCAGCAGUUUCCUAGGAAGAAGAAGAAAGGGCAUGACAGGCCUGCAGAUAAAACAUCUAAUGAAAAGAACAAGGUCAAAAACCAAGUACAUCCUGAGGCUGACUUUGCUGACUCAGUGGGGCCAUCUGAAACGACCUCAGAGGAUUGUGAGUUAUCUCACUCUACUUAUGAGAAUUUUUUGUUGCUGAUUGAACAACUUGGAAUGGAGUGUAAAGAUUCUGUUAGCCUAUCAAGAAUCCAAGACACAUUUUGUUUCUAUGAACACUUACUGAAACUUAAGAAUAAUGACUAUGAACAACUUACAGUAAAAAUUAAACAAACAGAAAAUAUGGUCAGUGUACUACAAAAGGAGCUAUCUGAAACAAAAAAGACAGAAUUACAGUUAGAGCUUCAAAAAAUUGAAUUGGAGAAACAGCUGUACAGUUUGAGACUUGCCUUAAAACAAGAAAAAGAGGAGAAAGGAAAUGCUGUCAUGUUAUAUAAUAAAUAUAGUGAACGGUUAAGACUAAAAGAAGAGGAAUGUGGGAAAGAGGUUGAAAUGAAGCAACGACUUAAAUGGACACUGAGAAGACUCGUUAAGGAGUUGAAGACAGUAAGAAACAACUUGGAUCUGGUUGUGCAGGAGCGAAACGAUGUCCAGAAGCAACUUUCUGAAGAACAGAAUGCCAGAAUAUUACAAGAUCAGAUUCUGACGAGUAAACAAAAGGAGCUAGAAAUUGCUCAAAAGAAAAUUAAUUCUGAGAUUUCUCAUAGGCAUAAAAAAGAAAAGGAUCUCUUGCAUGAAAAUUGCAUGUUGCAGGAAGAAAUUGCCUUGCUGAGACUGGAAAUAGAUACAGUAAAUAAUCAGAACCAGCAAAAGGAAAAGAAAUAUUUUGAAGACAUUGAGGUUGUGAAAGAAAAGAAUGAUAACCUUCAAAAAAUUAUAAAACUAAAUGAGGAAAAAUUAACAAAAACAAUACUGCAGUACAGUGGACAGCUGAACGAUCUGACAGCUGAGAAUAAAAUACUCAAUUCUGAACUGGAAAAUAAGAAACAGAACCAAGAAAGACUGGAAAUAGAAAUGGAAUCGUAUCGCUGUAGACUGGCUGCUGCUCUACGUGAUUGUGAUCAAAGUCAGACAUCAAGAGACCCAAAACUUGAUUUCCAGAGAACAAGACAAGAGUGGGUUCAUUUACAGGACAAGAAAAACGUUGAUAUGUCUGACCUACAAGCUAAGACUGAGAUUCUUUCUGAAAAACUUUCUAAUGCUGAAAGUAAAAUCAGCAGCCUACAAAUUCAGCUCCAUAACACAAGAGAUGCUGUUGAAAGAAAGAGUUUGAUUUUGGAACGUUUGCAAAGAGACCUCAGCCAAACACACUGUGAGAAGAAAGAAAUUGAACAAAUGUACCAAACUGAACAACGCAAACUGAAGAAAUACAUUGCCAAGCAGGAAUCUGUAGAGGAGAGAUUAUCUCAACUACAAAAUGAAAAUACAUUGCUUCCACAGCAACUUGAUGCCCACAAGAAAGCUAACAGUCAGGAAAAGACAAUCAGUACUAUCCAAGACCAAUUUCAUGCUUUUGCCAAAAAUCUUCAAGCUGAGAGUGAAAAGAAGAUUCUUUCACUACAAGAGAAGAACAAGGAGUUGAUGGAUGAAUAUAAUCAUUUACAAGAAAGAAUGCAUCAAUGUGAGAAAGAGAAAGCACGAAGAAAAGUAGUUAUGAGACAACUCCAACAAGAAUGGACCGAUCCCCUAAAACAACAACCUACAUCAGAGGCUACAUCACGUUGUCACAUUAAUUUAGAUGAGACACUCAAUUCAAAGAAGAAAUUGGGUCAAAUCAGAAGUGAAGUUGACCUUAUAGAAGCACAGGAAACUGCACCUUUACGAUGUCUACAUCUGGAUGCAGAGAAUGAAGUUCUUCAACUUCAACAGACAUUAUUCUCUAUGAAAGCAAUACGAAAGCAAUGUGAAACACUACAGAAGAAUAAGAAGCAGCUGAAACGAGAAGUAGUAAACCUCAAAAGUUAUAUGGAGAGAAAUAUGUUAGAAUGUGUUGAAGCUGAACAGCAUAAACUGUUGAUUGAAGAAAAAGCAAAGAAAGAUAUAGCAGAAAAAUUAAACGAAGCCAUUCUCACCUUGCAGAAACAAGCAGCAGUAUCUCAAGAACAGUUAGCACAGUUAAGGGAGGAUAAUACUACUUCAGUAAAAACUCAGAUGGAACUCACAAUCAAAAAUCUGGAAUCUGAAAUCUCCAGAAUAAACACUUCAUCAGCCGACUUUAAUAAAACCGAAUUGGAAAGAUAUAAGGAACUCUACCUAGAAGAAGUAAAAGUUAGAGAAUCCUUGUCAAAUGAACUGAAUAGAACUAAUGAGAAGAUAGCAGAGGUCAGUGCACAACUUACUGUGGAGAAAGAGCUGACCAGAUCUCCAUUCGCUGCUUGUAGUACAAGGCCCAUCCUAGAGCCACCUUGUGCUGGAAAUCUUAAUGAUAGUGAAGAUCUCAACAGAAAACAUAUUCCAAGAAAAAAGAAGUCUGCUCCUGAGAGCAUGGAGAGCUACUUGUUGAAGAUGCAGCAGAAGUUUCAAAAUGAUAUAACUAGAGAAGUAACAGCUGCUACUAAAUGUGAACCUGAACCAUAUGUAGCUUCUCCUCCAGAAUCUGCAUACCAGAAAAAUCUGAAUCAAGAUCCAGUGUUGGAAGCAACAAAAGAAUAUGCACAGAUUUUAAGCAGAAAAUACAUGAUCUGAAAGAUAAGGCAAUUUUCUUUCUGGGCUGUUGACAUGAUAUUUUGUUUCCCAUUAAGUAUAUGAUGUGAACAUUUUUACUAAAGGGAAAUAUUCUGUAUUAUACAUGUCUGAUGAAAAUUUGUAUAGUAUUUUAAAUAAUGUUUCUUGGCCUCUUCAGCUAACUUUUAAGUGAUUUUGCGAAUGAAAACCACUAUUAUUGAGUUUUACUUACUCAAACCACCCAAAUGUUAGCUGUUUAAACAGCCAAAUAAUCAAGUUGCCAUUAACAAUUUAGUGGAGUCAACUGAUGGCUUAUUUAUAUUUUAUAAUUUUUAUCUUUAUAUAUAGUGAUAGAUUUAAGUUUAGAUAGACAUUAUUUUGGUAUACUGGUACUGUGGUCAUUGUCAAUGUUUGGAUGUAUUGCAAUUGUUAUAGUGCAAUAAAACUUAGAUAAUUUUAAUUUUAA